CUUUGCAGUUAUUUUCUUAGUACAAAAAAAUAUUUAAGCUACUAAAAUUCUUUGAAAUGACCAAAAUUCCUGUCACUAAAAGAUAUAAAUCUACACUUAAGUGGGUAGCAACGUCGCACGUUGGGUACAUUCAAACCUGCCUGUGAAAUGAUUUGCAUAGAAAGCCUCUCGGUUGCACUCUGACUAAAACGAUAGAUUACAUAGAAGUAGAUAUAAAUAGAAUAUUUUCAACCUUAACUGAGGAAGCAUCUACAACUCCAAAAAACGGAUUGUCUCAGAGUCCUAAGGAAGAUAGACGUUGCUAGUUUAAGUUUAUUCCUGGUGUUCACUCUUUCAGAGAACAUUUUUUGGGAGUUCAGUACUGUAUGCUAGCAUAGAUGGAUUCAAAGAAAUGCAGAAAUCGAUGGAAUUACCUGAUUGAAAAAAAAAACCCACGUUCCCAUUCACUGUGAGGUUCCAUGAAUAACGGACAUGUAGAAAAUGUUGGCACAUAAGUAGCUUACAUUUCUGGAAAGUCAAACACGCUAAAGCAGUUCUCUAGAAGUUUGGGUAUUUUUGGUGGUAAAAACGCCAGAAUAUCAUCCGUUCAAAUAAAGCUAUUCCCGCCGUUGCCGAUGAGCUUCCCUUUCUUUUUCAGUUUCUUCAGAAGGCAGGAAGCGAUGCCGAGGGCGCCGCCCUUCAAGAAGCGAACAAAGUUGUCUCCCACCAACGGACCCAUGGCGAACAGACCGGGUUCCUUGGUGCACUCAAAGGUGUAGGGGUGGAUGUCGAUGGGGUUCUGCUUGCAGGAGAUGGGCUUUGUCGGAUCGAGGCCUAGAUACUGGCCCUGCCCCUUCAAGAAAAACAAAUUGGGGUUGGUUCCAAUCAGCACCAGAGCCAUGGAUAUCUUGAAGGCCUUCAGGGAAUUGUUCCCCUGCAGAAGACACUUCAUGUCCGACUGGAAGGACACCACGCAGUGUCCGGGGAAACUGGUGUAGUCUGGAAAGAGGCCGGCGUUAGCGGCCAUGUUCGCCGCGGUCAACUGCGUCUUGGGGCACAUUUUGGCGCACACCGAAGAAGCAAUGCUCAUGGUCUGAUUUGGACCAGACGAGGGUGCAACCGUUGCGUAGGUCUGAGAGCACAUCAUGUUGUAGACUUUGUGGUACUCUGGGUACAAAGUCUUGGGCAGCUGUUUGAAGAUGAGGUCAGAGUCGUCUACGUUUUUCCUGAAGACGUGCAACACUCUGAUGUUGCUGUUGCAAGCGCACAGAACCGCGUCUGCGGCGCUUAAACCGGCGCCCAUGACUAAUACCGGAUCUGAGUUUGUAUCGAGCUUGCGCAGGUUUAAAGCCAAGCCCAGGUCUGCGAUGCUGUGGAACACAAAGGGCAGGUCCUCCCCUUCCACAUUUAAUCGAACCGGCGAAUCGGAUGCACCUGUGGCCAGAACUACAUUCUCAGCAAACAGAGAGAAGGGGACAUGGGUGUUGUUCUGCACCUGCUGGUAUCCCCGUACCUCCCAGAGAGACCCCGAUCCUCCAUCGCCAUUUGACUCAAAGCUUUCAUCCUGACCGUCAUCCGCUCUUUCGCCUCCGAGAUUUUCCAGACCUUCCAUCUUGUGCGCACGGCAGAGUCUUUGGACCGAUGUCACGUACGUGUUGUCAACAAAAUUAUUUUGGAGGCCUUGUAACGUCACGUAGUUUCGGUAAUAGGAUGAGAUCUCCUCGGGGGUGGCCCUGUCGCUGGUGGGAUCCCUUGGAAGAAGAGAGGGACAAUGGGCAAAGAGGCGGCACCAAACAAAGGCUACGGGUUCUUUUCGGUACCUUCGUUUUUCGCUGAUCAAGUCCCGGUAGUUGACGCCAGGGAGUUCCAUCCAGAUGCCGAGACUUAUUGUGAGCAUGGAGCCUUCCAUAGCCUGGAGAAGAACCAAAAUGAAGAUCCAAAAGAACGACUUGAGUUCAAAGUUUAUACAGUGGAACCCGAUUAGUGUCUUAACUCGUCUUAAGUGGACCAACUGAUCAAAUCCUGGUCCCGACACGUUCUUACAACUCAAGAAAACAUUGGUCAACAUAAAAUAUGAGAUCUGAAGGGUUCCUGUCUAUGAAACCGCUGUGGGUUGAAAGUUUUGGUUCCGUCGACGUGGAUCCGGCAGUCCGCGGGCGGUCUACUUCCUGUUCCACCAUGUAAGGAAACUUACAUGCCAGGCUCCUCCGGGCGUCGCCUUCCCUAAGACCAGAUGCGGGAUGUGUUGCUGCUUGUCCCUCCUCCACUGGAGCACGGGUGGGUACUCGUACCCAAAGUCGGCGUUGGGGUGGAGUAACGUGUCAAACAGCACGGCGACGGGGUUCGUGGACCUUCCCUCAAGACCUUCGCUCAAAUAUUCCAGAUCCUGCAGACAAUGAAUGAACACACGACUGACUUUUGGCGUCUUCUGCUACUCUAGUCCUUAGAAUCUGUUUCCCGAUCCUGGAUUUGUACCUGCUCAGUAAUGGGUAGGUGUUUGGUCUCCUGUAGUUUUCUGUAUAGUAUCGGGUUUGGGUGGACCGUCGCCGUGUCUAGGUAGGGCUUGUUGCCACUCAGUAGGUACGACAAACAAAUACCAGAUGGUCCAUUACCUGAACAUGGAAAGCGAUCAUCACAAAAGUUGACAAGGAAGGAUUACGAUGAACGAAGUCCCGAUCGGUGGUUACCUAUGAUGAUGACAGGAACUGUAGGUGGGUGCUCUUGUGGGUGUUGAUCGGUCUCUUCCAGAAGAGGCAUGGCUGGAGCCUGGGCCACUGCGAAGGAUGAGACAAAAGCUCCAUCCAUUUCGGUACCAGUCCAUUUGAUAUUUUACUACACAGCCACGAUUGUGCUUGGUGUUUUUUUUCCCCCUGACUGGCAGGUUCAAACUGGAUAGCUGUCUUUGUGUCCGCACGCCAAUAUUGUCCUUGUUGUCAUCUCAUGACCUAACCCCCCCCCCCCUUAUAUGGAAGUACCCCGCCACAAGAUAAAAUGCCCACCCUGCCAGAGCGCCCACACCCCCUAUCCCAUCCUAUCAAAGACCGCCUGAGGCCGGGCUAGCGUCUCUUUAACCCCCGGUGCCGCUUCCCACACAAAAGGCGCUUCUAAUCAGAUUUAUAUAGGCUGGCGUCUGUUAUGAAACAUUACUAUUGUGUUGGUGUGUUUUGGUGUGUUACACGACGGCGCCAUUGUGUGGCCACCGAGCAGCAAAUCCCCGCUGAUCACUCCUCCCAGUGGGCUCUAAUCCCACUGGGUCUGUUUAUGUCUUUACCGCCCGUUAGAACAGCAGCGGUAUAUGAAUGGGGUCCUGGCACCGUGACAGAUGCCAACGUCAUUGGUCCUAGCUCCUAGCGCCUAGCUCCUGGCCAUUUUAUGUGUGUGGUUUUGCCGCAUCGGGAGCUAAUGCUAACAACAUAUGCAGUGCCAUUGUGAAAAGUUCUGGGUAGACGAAACAUUGAAUGACUCUUGGUGACUCUAAAUUGAAUGAAUAUGAAUGUUGAGUGUGAAUGGUUGUUUGUCUAUAUCUGCCCUGUGAUUGGCUGACGACCAGUCCAUUGGCCGGCAACUCAAAAGUCAGCUGGGAUAGGCUCCAGCAUACCCCUCGUAUAGAAAUUGAAUAGAUGAAUAUUCUGUAUGUAUGCUAGCAGCCCCUCCACCCACCGAGACAAACAGACUGACAAAAGGUCUCACUCCCGUUCAUGCCGUUGUUCUAUGGAAUAAACACUAAGGUACUGAAACUGAUUGAACCAACCAAUUGGAACCAUAAAACAAAAAAAAAAACCUGUUGGACCCCGCCCACGGACUGGUACUGGGGCACUGCCCCAUCCGUGGUAGAAGUAGAAGAUGCCCUCUUGGCUCCUACUAUAAUAAGUGCAUCAUUGUACUACUUUUGUACUUUUUGGCAACAUUACUGCAUUUUAAAUGGUGAAAUCAGUCACCUUGGAGGCUAAUUAUUCCUAUUAUUGCAGCGUGUACCUGAAGUGACAAUAAAGUCAAUAGACUACCCUUAAAAAUACUGCAGACUUUACUUGAACAUCAUGUUCUCAGUAUGUUCAGUGUCAUGUAUUUCCAUUUCUAGCCUGUUGUCCCAGGCCUCGAUCUUUGCACCUUGUGUUGAUUUCCACGCUGCAUGCAACUAUAAGGAUGCUGCAUCCCACGCUGGCUCAAUUUUACACCACGCCGCUACAUCGUAGUAAGCCCGUUUCUCCAUCAUUGCAUCAUUCAGGUCAAAAGUCCCAUUCAAGGACAAGCGUUUCUUACCGCUUUGUGGAUUGCGUCUCUUCUUUCCUCCCCGUCGCGUCCUGUGAUCACGACCCACGGCGGCGUGUGUGUGCGAGUGCGCCGUAUAAAUAGGCUGAUGCUGGUGGGAGGACUUGUAGGGGAUGCGCACGACGGAUUCCGCGCACUUACAGCUGGUGAUCCGAGCCGAGGGAUGGAGCUCUUCUCCGUGUAAGAGAUGCGAGAGCAAAACCGGUGAGUGGAUACCCCCCACCCCCCCCCCAAACAUGCGCAUCUCGUUCUGAGCUGGCAAGUGUAGGCGCGUUCACGCAAGGUUAACACGCGCACUCUACACUCCACGUGGAAGCGAGCCUUGUGAAAGCCGGCGCGCCCCCGUAAACACGUGACAAGCCAAAACAACACAGUGCAAAUGAUAAUCUGCGCUUCGAUUUCGGUGUGUUGUAUCCGAUUAUGGAUGAAGCGGCCCUUGUAUCAAAAGUGCAUGUCUCCGGAUUAAUAAUGGCAAACCAGGAUUAAAUCACAUAUAGUUGAGACAAAAUCUCCGCAUACUCUCGUUUUCGCAAUUUAGUGAAACCGUGUAUAUUGUGUAACUGUCUCGGUUCUGUUUAUCAUCCGGAUACCUGUAUUUUUAAAACGUAAUUAAUGCAUUUACGACGGUCAUGUUGUGACUUGAAUGCACCACCUCAGCCAUUGGCUCGUCUCCCGCGGAUUGAUGCACGUCAAUGUCCACGUGAUGCGGAAGCAGUUCCGUCGCAUCAUGCAAACAAAACUGCACGGGUCGGUCUUCCAACCCAAGCUAACACGCAGCUACAUUGGCUUCUUAAAUGGCUUCUUAAACGGCUAAACUCUUCUAAACAUGGUUCAGCUGUGCAGUAUUUGUCUCCGGAAAUAUGGAAACUUUGUGGACAACGUCCGACUGUUUGUCCGUGCCGGCGCCGGCGGCAUGGGCUUGCCUCGCCUUGGGGGGCACGGAGGAAACGGUGGAGACGUUUGGGUGGUCGCCGCCGAGAAGAUGACGUUGAAAAAGAUCAGGGACAAGUACCCUCAAAAACGCUUUGUAGCCGACGUAGGAGCCAACAGCAGUGUGCGGUCCCUGAAAGGAGAGAAGGGGAAGGACAAAGAGAUUCUGGUUCCUGUGGGUGUCACAGUCACCACCGAUGAUGACAAGAUAAUUGGAGACCUGAAUGCGGAGGGUGAUCGUGUGAUGGUGGCCAAAGGAGGACACGGAGGGUCCUUGACCUCCGCCUUCCUGCCCAGCAAAGGCCAGUCAAGGCAGAUCAAGCUGGACCUCAAACUCAUCGCCGACAUGGGCAUGGUGGGGUUCCCGAAUGCGGGCAAAUCCUCCCUGCUGACGGUCUUGUCUAACGCCACGCCUCAGAUAGCCAGCUACGCCUUCACAACGUUGAAGCCCCAGAUUGGAAAAUUAUUCUACCAAGACCACAAGCAGAUCUCCGUAGCGGAUCUGCCGGGUUUGAUUGAGGGCGCUCACAUGAACAAAGGAAUGGGCCACAAGUUCCUCAAGCACGUGGAGAGAACCAAGCACCUCCUCUUUGUGGUAGAUGUUUGCGGCUUCCAGCUUGCGAGUCAAACGCCAUUCAGGUCGGCCUUUGAAGCCGUGCAGCUCCUCACCAAGGAGCUGGAGCUCUACAAGGAGGAGCUUGCGGGCAAACCGGCCCUGCUGGUGGUCAACAAGAUGGACCUCCCUGAUGCUGAGGAGAAACUGGCCGAGCUCAAAGAGCAGCUGCUAAACCCAAAAGACUUUAGCCGUACGUUGCUGCCCGCCGACAUGAUACCAAAGAAUCACAUGACGUUCAGGCAUGUGGUUCCCGUCUCUGCCGCCACCGGGUUCAGCGUGGAGCGCUUGAAAAGUCUGAUUCGGGAGUCGCUGGAGGAAGACGACAACAUGGCGACCGAGGCCUUCCGUCAGGAAAGACUGCAGCUGCUGAGGCAACGCUGAGUCCAGAGAGGCACUGUGUCUCGCCACCGAGAAGGACGUCAGGCCUCCUUGCAGUUCCCCCAGGCGUGGGGCGGGCGAGAUGUUGGAGCACAGCAGGUAACCGCAGUGAACGUCCCUGAGAGAUGGAGAUGGAGACGGAACUGAGAGCACAGCAGAGACGUUUGGGCGAGAGUCAAGAGAAGACAGACUGACUGUUUGUUACACUGGAUCCACGUGUCUUUGUCCCGCCCACAGUUGCCCUUCUCCGUGCCCUCAAUGUUGAGCUUCUCGUAGCAGAACUUGUCAGCCGCCGUGGCCUCUGGAGUAGACAAACACGUUGAAUGGAUAGACGUGUGUCAAUGGAGCAGUGAUGUUUACAGUGUAUGUCAAAGGCUAAAGACAUGCAUGUAGACAAAUGUAUACUGUACAUUGUGUGCGUAUAUGAUGGGACAUAGGGAUAUGUACUUGUACACAUCAUGCGUGUAUGUGAACGGACAUACAGGUGUUUGCAUUACACCAUAUGCACAUGCAAAAGGACAGAUAUUCACAUUAUGGGCGCAUACAAAUUGACAAAUCAAUGCUUAUAAUUUUAAGAAUUAUUAAGAAUGUAUGUGAAUUGGCAACCAAGUUGAAAUUAUGUAUGUGCGAAUGGACAGACAAAUACAUACACGUGGAGGUGACAAAAGUCACAUACAUUACGUGUAUAUGUAUGUGAAGGGUCAGAUAUUUACAUUUUGUGUGCAAAUAAAUGGACAAAUAGAUGCUUACAUUGUGUGUGUAUGAGAACGGACGUAUGCAUGUAUGCAUUAUAUACGCAUGCUUAUGCAAACUGACCUACAGAUGUUUAUACUACCAUUGCAAUUGAACGG
Molecule: messenger RNA, 7023 nt
Organism: Doryrhamphus excisus (bluestripe pipefish)
Lineage: Eukaryota; Metazoa; Chordata; Actinopteri; Syngnathiformes; Syngnathidae
Source: RefSeq, a predicted model, not a curated record